Hirsutella rhossiliensis is the source of this 2121-nucleotide messenger RNA. RefSeq names its product universal stress protein family domain-containing protein. The transcript is spliced from 4 exons. The record is from RefSeq and is a predicted model, not a curated record. Lineage: Eukaryota; Fungi; Ascomycota; Sordariomycetes; Hypocreales; Ophiocordycipitaceae. The coding region runs from base 1 to 2121 and encodes 706 amino acids.
AUGUCAGGAGACCCCGCGCGACCUAUGAGCAUCGAUGCCAUGCUUGACAUGGAACGCCAAGAGGUGCUGGCCCUGCUGGAGAACAAGAACCAGGGCAGCACCUCUCCCGAGAGAGUGCGUGCCACGUCGCCAUUUGCAGCGCCACCUCGCUCCCCUGUCCGAAGCAUGCUAGACAUCGACGAGGAAGGGCCGAGCAACACGCGAACCGCCCCCUCGACACAGGCUCCCCCUCCAGUGCGCAGCAUGCUGGACCUCGACUCCCCAUCGCCUCCACCUUCGGCCACGCUGAGGAGCGCAAGCCCCGCCUCUCCAGGCUCAAGCGUCGACCCCAAAUUCAAAUCAUCCAUGUCCCAAGGAUCUUUCUUCACUCAGCGGAGCAUGUCGGGCUCAGGCUCGGGGCUCAGACCCGCAGACUUUGGGCCUCGAGCGGGCAACCGUAACGACAGAACUUCCGAGUAUCAGUUUUCGGGCAUUCUCUCCCACAACACCGGCCAACCCAAGAGGGCCUCCCAGGUCAACAAGCGCAUGUCCAGCGGUGCUCUGGGCGACUCCCUCCGAGGGCCCGACUUGAGCAGUCUUCAGCUUCCGGGAGACCGGGGCCGUCACGAAGCUGCUGGUGGUCGUCUGGGCAAUCAGUCCAAAUCACCCCACAAUCGGUGGGAGGCCAGGUCGCGCUCACCCGCCCCCCUCUCACCCUUGCUGUCGCCAAACAAGGCCAAACUUGGCGGCGGUCAGCUGCUCGACAUCAACAACGCCUACCGCCGGCUCUCAGAUGCGAACCUGGCCUUUUCUAGCGGAAGCUUGGCGCAGCUUCCCAUGCGGAAGCAGCGGUCCGAGGAACUUGGGGAGGGCCGGUUGAUCAAAGACUACCUCGGCCCAGAUGGCGAGCAACUUGAAUCGAGCGACGAAGAAGAGGCCCAUUCAUCCGACGACGAAGAUCGUGGUCGCAAGACGGCCCCUCGAUCUUUGAACCCGGAUGCGCGCGGCGACAAGGAUCAGAGCAAGUCUCGAUCGCCCUCGGGUAGGAAAGAGCGCCAAAGCUUGAGUCUGUUAGCCGCGGCCGAUGCAGAGCGCCGCCAAGUAGCCUCGCAGCGUCCCGCAUACCAAUAUCGAUCCCUCAUUCCCGAGCCCGAGAUCAAGAUCACAAACUCGGCGGGCGAUACAUCCAAGCCGUCCAAGACUGGCAUACAUCCCAACACGAGCUACGAACGGGGUUCAGCAUCUGCGACGCCGUCGAUGAUGGACUCUGACGAAGAGGCCGACAUGGACGACAUCAAGCGGGCCCAGAAGCUUUCCUUUUUCAUGAGCAGCAUCAUGACGAGCCCGGAGUCGCACCGUGCCAUUCGCAUCAUCGAUCGCGGAGAGUACACCAAGAUUGCGCAGCAAGCCGAAGAGGAACAUCAUAGGCUCCGGAAGUAUCUUGUGGCGACUGAUCUUAGUGACGAGUCGGCGCACGCGCUAGAGUGGGCCAUUGGGACUGUGCUCCGGGACGGCGAUACAUUGAUUGCCAUCUACUGUGUGGAUGAGGAGACUGGAAUCGUGACGGGCGAGGGCGUCUCGGUACCAGACGACCCCAAGGCGAUGAAGGAGCAGGCAGCGGCCAUCAACACGGUGACAAACGCAAAGUCGCUCCCCACUCCCCUCAGCCCUGUCACGGAGCUUAAGAGGGCAUCGGCUCUUUACCUGCGGAAUGACUCGAGCGGCACGCCCGGAUCGUCGCCGGGACCAUCGAGAGAUCGCAAAAGGGCCGACGAGGAGCGGCAUCGGGCGAUUGAUCAAAUGACGGACAAGGUUUUCCGUCUCCUUAGGAAGACUCGACUACAAGUACGGGUGAUUGUGGAGGUGCUGCAUUGCAAGAACCCGAGACACCUGAUAACGGAGGUGAUUGACCUGGUGAACCCAACCCUGGUUGUUAUUGGAAGUCGAGGCCGGAGUGCGCUGAAGGGAGUGAUACUCGGAUCGUUUUCGAACUACCUGGUGACCAAGAGCUCGGUUCCCGUCAUGGUGGCUCGGAAGCGGCUGCGAAAGCAAAGCAAGUACAACAAACGGACACCAGUGCGCCAAGUCAACAACUUGAGCAAUCCUGCCGCCAGAAGCUUAGCCAACGCCAAGAUUGACUGA